Molecule: messenger RNA, 789 nt
Organism: Geodia barretti
Lineage: Eukaryota; Metazoa; Porifera; Demospongiae; Tetractinellida; Geodiidae
Source: the annotation of a GenBank genome assembly
GACCCACGGCCUCUUCACGCGAGGCGAUGUGGUAGCCAUCGGAGCGUCGGGCGGGAAGGACUCCACGGUGCUGGCCUACCUCAUGAAGACCCUCAACGAGCGCCACGACUACGGGCUGGACCUUUUCUUGCUCUCCAUCGACGAGGGGAUCACUGGCUACCGAGACGACUCCCUCGAGACCGUCCGGAGAAACGAGCGUCAGUACGGGAUCCCUCUGAAGAUUCUCUCCUACCAGGACCUCUACGGCUGGACCAUGGACCGCAUCGUGGCGACCAUCGGCCGCCGGAACAACUGCACGUUCUGCGGGGUGUUUCGUCGACAGCUCUGGAUCGUGGAGCGGCCAUGCUGGGAGUUGACAAGAUCGUGACGGGACACAACGCCGACGACAUUGCCGAGACGGUCCUCAUGAAUAUCCUGCGUGGAGACGUGGCUCGUCUGAGGCGCUGCACGGCCAUCACCACCAGUAGCGAGGGAGCCAUCCCUCGCUCCAAGCCCUUCAAAUACACCUACGAGAAGGAAAUUGUAAUGUACGCCUACUUCAAGAAGCUCGACUACUUCUCCACUGAGUGUGUCUACUCUCCCAACGCCUACCGUGGCCAUGCAGGACCUACCUCAAAGACCCUGGAGAGAAUAAGACCCAGCACCAUCAUUGACAUUAUUCACUCGGGAGACCAGUCUCGCCGUGAAGGGGGAUGUAAGAUGCCGGUUCAGGGGACGUGUUCUCGCUGUGGCUACAUCUCCAGUCAGAUCCUAUGCAAGGCUUGUGUUCUCCGUGGAGGGGCUCAAUAG